CUGUAGUUACACCCCGACCGCUAGAUAUCUAGUGUUCGACAAAUGUAAACAGGUAGUCACGUCCACGCUCGUUCAGCUCGUUCGGUUGACCCACAAACUAAAACAUACAUGUGUUUACUUGAAAUCAGUCUUUGGUCUGUUGCUACGGUCAGUCGGGCGCCGUUUUGACCGAUGUUUGCCCGCUUGAGAAGCCGCUCCCAGCGACUGCUAAUAGUCUUUGGAUUGGCGAGCGGCUGUGUGCUCGUUUGUCUCUGGAGAACCGCAGAGGCGACUGAUGGAGAGCGGCGGGGGCUGGCUUCAGGCCUGCGGAGCCUGCUGCACUUUGAGAUGCCGGCCGGUGCGCACAUCUCUCUGCCGGACCCCCCGAAGGUCCUCGUUGCAGCUGCAGAGCCCGAGGACAACUCCACACGACCCCACCACCACCAUGAAAUGGAUCCUGAGGCCGCCCUGCGGCGGCGCUGCGCACUCGUGAAGGGCACGUGGUGCGGCGAGUUCCUGCGCCAGGUGCGGCUCCCGGCACGGCCCGUGCCGCGCGGCCGCAAGGAGUGCCCAAACGCCUGCAGCGGCUGGGGCAAUUGCAACCACGACACGGGGAUGUGCGAGUGCCCGGCGGGGCACGGCGGCGAGGAUUGCAGCAAGCCGGUGAAGCGGCCGUGCGCACACCGGCACCGCAACAUUAGCAACCCGAACGCCACGGAGCCCGUGAGCUCUGUGGGCCCGAACGGGCUAGACAUCGGGCCGACGACUGUGCAGGGCUGGACGGCGUCCCGCUGCUUCGGCUUCUGCGAUGAGGACGUGGCUGCAUGCUACUGCGGCGAGGGCCGGUACGCCCGCAUCCCGCCGCCGCCGGGGUCGCCGCCGUGGACGCCGCCGGUGCAGCGUGGCAGGCCGCUGGCGGAUGGCUGCCAGCCCAACACGGACGCCACCGGCGCCAAGAGCUUCGCGGCCGGCGGCGGCACCUCGUGGGCGGACAUCUACGGCCCCAACGGCUUUUGCAACGACCCCAACAAAGCCACCAGGUGUGGUUGCUUCCAGGAGAUUGCCUUCCCCUGCGACGGCUCCGUGCCCAUGGAGACCACCUGCAUGAACCAGUGCAGCGGGCACGGCGAGUGCCACUUCGGGUACUGCAGGUGCCACAAGUUCUGGUAUGGGUCGGACUGCAGCCGCAAGAAGGCCGACUCGGGGCCGCUGGAGCCAGCGCUGCACGAGAGCGAGCGGCCCUGGCUCCGCCCCGUGGUCGCUGUGCCGCCCGCCGCUCUGGAGACACCGCCCAUCAGCACCCGACCGCGGCCACUCAUCUAUGUGUACGAUGUACCUCCAGACUACACAUCACGCAUGCUGCAGUACCGCAACUUCGGCGACACGUGCCUUUGGCGCCGCUGGCACGACGGCAACUUCACCGGCAUCACCGGGUACACGUACGGCAUCGAGACGUUGAUGCACGAGCUGAUGCUGCAGAGCGAACACAGGACCUUCGACCCUGAGGAGGCUGACUUCUUCUACGUGCCCAUGUACAUCACCUGCUACUUCUGGCCCAUCCUGGGCUGGGCGGACGGUCCCUGGUGGCACGCGCCCAACGGUCUGCGUGUGAUGCACGGCGCCAACAUGAUCACCGAGCUGCAUGAUUGGCUGCGGACCAAGCUGCCGUACUGGGACCGGCGCGGCGGGCGCGACCACAUCUGGCUCAUGGCGGCGGACGAGGGCGCCUGCUGGAUGCCCAAGGCAGUGUACGACACCUCCAUUGUGCUGACACACUGGGGCCGCCUGGACCCCGAGCACAAGUCCAACACCGCCUACCUGCAGGACAACUACACAGCCAAGCCCGAGUCGGCCUUCGACGCGUGGCGGGGCGUGGACUUUGGCGACCGCAUCAAGGGCCACCCCUGCUUCGACCCGAGGAAGGACUUGGUGGUGCCCGCCUUCAAGAGCCCCAACCACUUCCCGCGCUCGCCGCUGAUUGGCGCGCCGCCGCUGGAGCGCGACCUGCUCCUCUUCUUUCGCGGCGAUGUGGGUGCCAGCCGCCUGCCGCACUACAGCCGCGGCAUCCGGCAGAGGCUGUUCCACCUAGCUCACAAGCACGACUGGUACAACCGCUUCAAGAUCGCCAUCGGCAGCGGCGACAGCCUCAAGGGCGACUACUCGGAGCAGCUGGCCCGGUCCAAGUUCUGCCUGGUGGCGCCGGGCGACGGCUGGUCUCCUCGCGCCGAGGACGCCAUCCUGCACGGCUGCAUCCCGGUGGUGGUCAUGGACGGCGUGCAGGCGGUGUUCGAGAGCAUCCUGGACUGGGACUCCUUCAGCCUGCGCAUACGCGAGGACGACGCCGCGCUGGAGGCGCUGCCGCAGCUGCUGGCCAGCAUCAGCCCCGAGCGCCUGGCGCACAUGCAGAGGCACCUGGCGCGAGUGUGGCACAGGUUCGCUUACACGCAGACGCCUUUCCUCAAGGCCACGGUGGACCGCACCAUCCAUGGCUACCAGCACAAGCUGCAGGAGGCCAAGCAGGAGGUGCUGCGGGACGCGCCCUAUCAGCCCGUGGCGCACUACCCGCACGCCGACGACGCGUUCGGCACAAUCAUGCAGUGGCUGUUUCAUCGCAUCCCCGACACACGGGGUUGAGGAAGUCGCUUGCAGGCAUUGGGGGUUUGUAUAGCGAGUGAGGUUUGUCGACGGAGUGAGGUUUGAGCGCGCGUUGGUUCCGAGGUUUGCACCGUACCGAAGAAGCAUAGAGCAAGGAGGAAAUCAUGUGCAUGCGAGCGAGGGGAGCCUACGUGUUGACCUACUGCCGAGCUGAGAGUGAGAGUGAAGAGUGCUGGGGACAUGCGCACAUGUAGAUAGCCCUAUCUUCCAGGGGAGCGAUUCGUUCAUUACGGUUUAUUGAUUUGUUUAUUCGUAUGCAUGGCGCCAC
Messenger RNA from Chlamydomonas reinhardtii, 2902 nucleotides. RefSeq lists its product as uncharacterized. The transcript has 21 exons. Gene Ontology annotation, molecular function: glycosyltransferase activity. Lineage: Eukaryota; Viridiplantae; Chlorophyta; Chlorophyceae; Chlamydomonadales; Chlamydomonadaceae. Bases 172 to 2613 code for a protein of 813 amino acids. The record is from RefSeq and is a predicted model, not a curated record.